AUGAAGCACAAGAGCCAACAGAAGAGGAAGAAGAAGCGAUCCUGCGCCGCGAAACCCUCCGGUGAUGGAACGGCGUCGGACGGGAACAAAAAAGACUUGGACGAAGAGAGGAAAGACGGUGAAGGAAACAAGGGAUUAGAGAAAAUCGAAAAAAAUGUAAUAGAGGCGUUGAUGGAGGCCUUUUGCUCGGUUUCAAUGGAGGAAGCGACGGUUGCUUAUAAAGAGGCAGGCGGAGAUUUGAACAAAGCCGCCCUGAUUUUGUCGGAUCUGGUUGAAAGCAGCGAUGAUCCGUCGACGAGUUCGGUCAUGAGUGGGUCUUCGGGUCAGGAAACCGGGUCUACGUCUGAGUACGGGGCUGGUUCAAGCUCUAGCUGCAGCGAAGACCUGACGAGAGAUAGAUGGUUGAAGGGAAGCAAGCAGAAUAGAGUCAUUGCUGCGACAGGGAUGGUGUCUUCUGUGAUUGGGAAGGAUUACAUGAAGCCAAACCCUGUGCGAAAAGAGUAUGCUUUGAUGGAAAGGUCUAAAGAGCUUUGUAUGAACGGCAAAAAAGCUGCGGAUAGAGAGAAAGCUGAACAGUUUCUAAGUUCAAUGCUUGGAGAUGAUUGCGAUCUUAGCAUGGCUGUUGUUAGAGAUGUCCUGUGUCAAUGUGGCUACGAUGUUGACAUGGCCUUGAAUGUCUUGCUUGACAUGUCUUCUUCAUCAACCGAUGAUUCAAUAAGUGUUAGAUGUUCGGGCAUAGGAUUCAGCGAUAGUCUGGCAGAGUCAUCAUUUGAUACUGAUACUUCUGAAAGUGAACUAUUCUGGGGUGUAGGCUAUAGUCAAAGGGAUUACGCAAAAGCUCUCAUGAGUUCCGAAGAUCCUUUUGCAACUAGCCAAGGAAGUGAUGAAAAUGGUCUUCCACAAAAAGUGUUGGAGUCUCUGUUCAACAUUCCCCAGACCCAGAGUACUAAACAUGAACCUAAGGCAAUGAGUUGGAGGAAUGUGGCAAAGAAAAUGCAGUCACUUGGCAUUGAUGCUUCUUCAUCUAGUGGGGAAGAGUCUCGGCCUGAUACUUUUGUGAAGGAUGACGGAUAUCAUGCACUUAGAAAAGGUGCAAAUGAUCAGUGGAAUGUUACGAAGUCAUACUAUCAAAAAGCUGCAGAAGCAUAUUCGAAAGGAGGGAGGGCUCAUGCCGCGUACCUUUCUGACAAGGGGAGAACAGCAUCUAAAUUAGCUCAACGAGCAGAUGAGAGGGCAAGCCAAGAUAUAUUUGUCGCGAGAAACAAAGGCAUCGAGAAUGUGAUAACCAUUGAUCUGCAUGGUCAGCAUGUUAAACAAGCUAUGAAGCUACUGAAGCUGCAUCUCUUAUUCGGAUCAUAUGUCCCUUCCAUUCAGACACUACGAGUGAUCACAGGAUGUGGGUCUCAUGGGUUUGGGAAGUGUAAGGUGAAACAAUCGGUGGUAAAGCUGCUAGAAAGAGAAGGAGUUAGGUACUGUGAAGAGAACAGAGGGACAUUGCUGAUCAAGGUUGAGGCAUGUAAUAGAGAGUUCAGUUUCUUAGACACAGAGAGUGACACCGAGUAA
This is a messenger RNA of Arabis nemorensis, 1563 nucleotides long. The record is from the annotation of a GenBank genome assembly. NCBI's taxonomy places the organism in Eukaryota, Viridiplantae, Streptophyta, Magnoliopsida, Brassicales, Brassicaceae.